GCGGGGCGGGCGGCGGGGAGCCUGCUGUCGGGGCGCGGCGAGGAUGGGCUGAGCCCGGCUCUCCGCCGAGGAGGAUGCGGCGCCCGGGGCUGCUCCUGGCUUGGCUGCUGCUGCUGCUCGCUCUGUGGGUCCCGCUGCGGAGCUGCCCGGUGCCGGUGCGGGGCUGCAAGUGCGCGGGCGGGGAGCGGGGCAAGGGCUCCUCGGCAGCCCGGAGGAGGGUCAGCUGCAGCGGGGGAGACGCCACCGACACGCCGCCCGCCAGCCUCCUUCCCAACGGCACCGUCGCCCUGCUCUUGAGCAACAACAAGAUAACAACCCUAAAGAAUGCCUCUUUCUUUGGACUACAUGCUCUUGAGAAGCUGGAUCUAAAGAACAACCUGAUUAGCACCAUCCAGCCUGGAGCUUUCCUUGGUCUCUCCGAUCUGAAACGUCUAGAUCUCUCUAACAAUCGCAUCGGCUGCCUCAACACUGACAUCUUCCAGGGUCUGACCAGUCUCAUCCGUUUGAACAUGUCAGGGAAUAUUUUCUCCAGCCUCCACUACGGAGUCUUCGAUGAGCUAAUAUCUUUGAAAGUACUUGACUUUGCCACGGAACACCUGACAUGCGACUGCAACUUGCGUUGGGUCCUGGCCUGGUCAAAGAAUCAUUCCGUCCAGAUAUCUGACAAGACCUUGUGCAUCUACCCCAGCAACCUACAUGGGAAGCCGCUACGGAAUACCAGAGAGGGCCAGAUGCGCUGUGAAGGGGCUCCGGAGCUACACACCCACCAGCUAAUCCCAUCCUUGCGACAGGUUGUUUUCCAAGGUGACCGCCUGCCUUUCCAGUGUACAGCCACCUACCUGGACAAUAGUACACACAUCAUUUGGUACCACAACCAUGCCCUGGUGCAGGAAGAUGAACACAGUGGUGUGAUCCUGGAAGAGAGCCUUGUCCAUGAUUGCACCUUUAUCACAAGCGAGCUCAUCCUGUCCAACAUCCAUGUCUCAGCCAGUGGUGAAUGGGAGUGCAUCAUCCUCACUGCUCAGGGCAACGUUAGCAAGAAAGUGGAGAUCGUUGUGCUGGAGACAUCGGCAUCCUACUGCCCACCUGAGCGAGUUGCCAACAACCGUGGAGAUUUCAGAUGGCCACGGACGUUGGCUGGCAUUACGGCAUACCAGUCCUGCCUCCAGCACCCCUUCACCUCCGGGAAUGGCGGGCCCAGCCGCGAGAAGCAAGCCUGGAGGCGCUGCGACCGCACAGGACGCUGGGAAGAGGGGAACUACUCCCAUUGCCUGUACACCAAUGAUAUUACCCGCGUUCUCUACACCUUUGUUUUGAUGCCCAUCAAUGCUUCCAAUGCACUGACCCUGGCUCACCAACUGCGUGUCUACACAGCUGAAGCGGCAAACUUUUCAGACAUGAUGGAUGUAAUCUAUGUGUCCCAAAUGAUUGAAAAAUUCACUGGUUAUGUGGACCAGAUCAAGCAGCUCAUGGAUGUCAUUGUGGAGAUGGCCAGCAACAUGAUGCUAGUGGAUGACCACGUUCUUUGGAUGGCUCAGAUCGAGGACAAGGCCUGCACCAGUAUCGUUCGUUCUCUGGAAAAGAUUGCCAGCUACACCCUCAGCUCUAAUUCUCAGCAUGUGGCUGUGAACUCCAGGAAUAUCGCUUUUGAGGCUUACUUGAUCAAGCCAGAUAGCUAUGUGGGCCUGAGCUGCACAGCCUUUCAGAAGCGGGACAUGAUGCUCGGUGGCCGCCCCCCACGGCAGGAGCGGUACACGGAGCCCUUGGCAGACCAACAGAUCAAGUUCCGCUGCACAACAGGCCGGCCAAACAUCUCCCUGACCAGCUUCCACAUCAAGAACAGCAUCGCUCUGGCCUCCAUUCAGCUGCCUCCUGGCCUCUUCUCCCCACCGGCACCUUCCCACCCCCCACCUCCCCAGUGCAAGCUACAGUUCCUGGUUUUCCGAAAUGGCAAGCUCUUCCGCAGCAUUGGAAACUCUUCGCACCUGGCUGAUGAUGGCAAGCGGCGUAGCGUGGCCACGCCAGUGAUCUAUGCAGGCACACGUGGCUGUGGAGUGAGCAACCUGACUGAACCUGUCCUCAUUUCUCUGCGGCAUUUGGACGAAGGGAUGGACCAUGUGGCUGCUUAUUGGGACUUUGACAUUCUGGGGGGCUACGGGGGCUGGAGAAUGGAAGGCUGCCAACUGAUUGGCCAGGGGCCCAACGUCACCACCAUGAGCUGCCGGCACCUCAGUAACGCGGCUGUGCUGAUGGAGCUGAGCAAUUUCCCGCGAGAGUCGCAGAGCCCAACAGAAGUGCUGCACCCUGUCAUUUAUAGCUGCACUGCCCUCCUUCUCCUGUGCCUCUUCACCACCAUCAUCACCUACAUCAUUAACCACAGCACCAUUCACAUCUCCCGUAAGUGCUGGCACAUGCUGCUGAAUCUGUGUUUCCACAUCGCCAUGACAUCAGCCGUAUUUGCAGGUGGCAUCACCCUCACCAACUAUGUAGUCAUCUGCCAAGCAGUUGGCAUCAUUCUCCACUAUUCCUCCUUAUCUACACUUUUAUGGAUGGCAGUGAUGGCACGAGUGAUCUAUAAGGAGGCCAUGUGGAAGGCGCCACAGCUACAGGAAGGGGAAACACCCCCGCCAGCCCCACGCCCAAUGCUGCGAUUCUACUUGAUUGCUGGUGGGAUCCCUCUAAUUAUCUGCGGGAUAACAGCUGCAGUCAACAUCCACAAUUAUGGAGAUCGUGAGUUCUAUUGCUGGCUGGCUUGUCGGCCAAGCAUUGGGGCCUUCUACGUGCCUGCCGCUUUCAUUGUGCUUGUCACCUGGAUCUACUUCCUGUGUGCUGGAAUCUGUUUGAAGUGCCAAUCCAAGAAACCCAAAGAGGUGCCCAAGCCCUUGGAAACUCAGCAGCACCUCGGUGGCAGCAGCAAUCUUUUAACUGACUCGGGUUCCAUCUCUGUCACGCUGAAUUCUGGGCCACAUGCUGUCGAAGUAGACGGGGUCUACUCCCUAGGGGUACAGUUCUGGGCCCUUGUGAUCACCCAUUUUCUGUACAUCAGCCUUUGGAUGUUUGGGGCCAUGGCGGUUUCCCAGCGCUGGUUCCUCCUCAAAGUCAUCUUCAGUUGCCUCUAUGGAGUGAUAGCUGGCGGUUUGGGGCUCUUCAUCUUUGUCUACCACUGUGCCCGCCGUCAGGAUGUGCAGAGUUCAUGGUUUGCCUGCUGUCCAUCUUAUAGGAAUGCUUUACCCAUGCAAGCCUAUGUGCACCCUGGGGUGGGUGUGGAGGAUGGUUCCCAGAUCUUCAUUGGCUGCAGCCCUGAGGUGGCCCCAUCUGUCAAGUCUUCGUCCUCCCCCAGCAGCACUAACUCAGCCCCAGGACCUUGCAAGCUUAACAACUUGCAAGUGGCCCUUAGCCAGGCAGAUGUGAACCCUUUGCCACCUGUCUGCUGUGAAGAGGCCGAGCCUUCCAAUAGCAAGAGUACCCCCCCAGCCAGGUAUGCCAACAACUUGCAUGGGCGCAGUCGGCACCACAAAAGUCGGACUAAGCAGUACCGAGAAGGGAAACACCAGCGCCUGAAGGUGCUACGGGGACCUUCUUCAGAGCAUCCCACCAGUGAAAGUGGGAGUCUCCACAACAGCCAUUCAGAGAGUUACCAAAGUAGUCGGAACAGCCCGCUGAACAAUUGGUAUCCAGGGGUGGUACCAAAUCUGGAGUCAGCCCUGACGCAGUCCGACUUGAGUGAUGGCAGCGGUGGCCAUCAGUCAUCAGAUUUUGGCCGUGCCAAACAGAGAAGCGCCAGCAGAGACAAUCUCAAGCACCAAGCUAAUGCCCCUAUGGAAAAAGAGACUAAGAGGCGAUCGUUCCCGCUCAAUACCACCAAUCAGAACGGGGGCCUGAAGGGCAGCAAAUAUGACAUUAACCUCACAAGUACUGACAGUGCAGCUGGCAUGAAAACAGGCCUCUGGAAGAGCGAGACGACAGUAUAGGGGAAGCCCAAAGGGCUGGGUGACAACCCCAGCCCUUAUUUCCCAGGCAGAAAGCUGUAAGGCACAGUAUCUUAUUGCCAAAGCAAGCUGCCAAAAUGGCUGUUAUGCACUAUUAUAUACACUCAGGCAGUUUAAACAGGAGUGAUCAUACUCCUUGCCGGAGUGCCUGCAGUACAGAGGAAAGUCCACCGGAUAUUUGAGUGGCAGAGGUGGUUGGGCAUGUCUGUGUAUCACAUCACAAGCUGCACAGGGCACACCCUAUCUUUGUUGAUGAAUGCACCAGCUAAUGCUAGUCGGAGGGGAACAUUUCUGUUUCCCUGGAAUGAGAAGCAGAUGACUAUUCCACAAGGCACUAAGGUUUGUGAGGUGGAAGACAAUCAUUUAGGCUUUUUAAAAAGCAUUCUGGAGCGUUGCAAUCUUAUAUCCCUUUUGCAUGUCACAUAGAUCCCCAAUUGCUUUUGUAUAAUAUACUGAAGGCAGUAUUAUUUAUAAGCUGAAAGCUCUAGUAUCUUAUGUACAUGUGUAUAGGCCAAAUGUGCUAUUUGAUGAAAGUGCCUGCAGACGUUUUGUCAAAACAGUCCAUGUUCUUUAAAGGAGGUGUCACCUCCAGCUGAGCUCAGGGCCACAUCUUGUGUCUAGUUUUGGCUCAUCUUGGGUGCCAUGAAUGAACCUGCUUGCUUUGACACAGCUCUGCAACACAUGAGGAACGGAAGGUGAUGUGCACACAUAUUAUUUCCAUUCCAUGAUCCACAGGAUGACAAUCCAUUCUCCUUGACAACUCUUUUUCUAAAUAGAAGAGUUUUACUUUUAUUUUUGUACCAGUUAAGCAUCCAUGAAAGUGAAAAUUAAGUCUAUAUCUUGCAGGAUUUUGUAUAUAAACUUGCAAAAAUCUGUGAUUGUUUGCACCAUAAUCAAAAAGUCAGCAAUUCUGGCUAGCCAUGCUCUGUCCCCAUAUAUUUUUGGGAAAGGCCAGGUGAGAAGAGCAUGUGUCCAUGGCUUCUGCUACCCAAAAAUGCACAUAGCACCAUGUGCCCCUCUCUUUUUCCAAAAGAAGGGAAUGUUGUGUGCCAUUGCCCAGAAGUGCUGUCGUAUAUUCAGGAAGCAGCAGACAGUGCUUUCCAUUACCCCCCCUUUUUUUUUUUUUUUUGCUCAUGAACAUGAAAACCCAGCUGGGGAAGAUGAGUUGUCAAUGAAUUCUACCUGAAGCAAGGUAGACUGUUUCCUUCUACCUUUGGAGUUGGAGGAUUGGCAGAGAGCAUAGCACAAAUGGGCCAGAUCCUGUUGGUGACAUAUGUUCAGAUGUUUCUUAACACUGACAUUCAGUGCUUCCUUGCACAAUCAAUUUAAAGGCCGAAGAAGAGCAUGGGACACAUAGGCAACAGUUCUCCAGUAGGGAGGAAAGAGUUGGAAUUCUUAUUAGUUAGACUUUCCUCUGAAAACAGAUGUAUCGGGGCACUUCCACACAGCGCCAAAACCCACACUGCAGCGGAUUUAAGUAACUUGCUUCUGCACGGGUUCCUGUCCCCACUCCCUCACCCAAGCCCCAGGCUUACCCAGGGAGGUGGCUACAUGCCAUCCCAAUUGAAAUUGGGAUGACAUGAAGCCACCUUUAGCCCCCCCUAAUUUUCCACUAAAAAUUAAUUAAAAAGUACCUCGCUGCCAUAAAGAUUUACCUUGCAUCCUCCUGGUAUGAGGAAAUAACGCCUGAAGAGAUGGGAGGGGGGGGGGGAGAAGGAACCCCUCCCCCCUGAGUCUUCUCACACAUCAUUUUGUUGCGCCAGGAGGACGUGAGGAAAACCUUAAUGGUAGCAAGGUACCUUUUGACUUUCAGGAAGCCCUGUAACAAACACAGGAAACCCUGGUUUGUUCUCAAUUUGUUUUUACUGGAGGCGUCAUGUGGAUGCCUCUGAUAAAAACCAAGACAGGUCCCAGUUUUUGGGCCUGUCUGGAUGUACCCCUAGAUUGCUGUAUAUUAAUGAAAUUAAUAAUUAAUUGGACUGCAGAUUACAGAUUAAUAACCUAAGUUACAUACAAGCACUUACCAGAGCUGCUUAAAAGCAUUAUUCUCAUUUCUCCAGUGGAGAGUUCUCUUGCCUAUGUUGACUGUUAAUGUCAAGUAUGCUUCUUUUUUCGGAAAUAUUGUUCUUCUGCUUGUUCACUAUGAAAUCACACAAAUGAUACAGACACCAAGACUCAUUUGUGUGCAUUCAUAGGUCAAUAUAUCCCAUCAUGCUAGCACAUUAUUUCAGAAAGGAUGAUGCCACAGAAGGGCAUCUUCCACAAUAACAUGUAUAAUCUGUAAAAGCAGAAAGAAUAUGAAGAGGUUAGCCGUAUGUGUUGCUUUACAGAGUCCUCUCUUUAAAGGGUCAGUUUGGUUUAUAAUUAAAGAUACAGGAUCCCUGAAUUUGUCAAUGAAUAGUACACCUGAGUAGCAGAACCACAGGUCACCUGGUUACAAUUGUCUCCCAAAUUUGGGCAGGGACUACACAUGAGAAACAAAUGUAGUCUUGGUAUACGUACCUACACAAAACAGAACUCUUGUACCUUAUUCUUACCACUCCAUGAUAGUAUAAGCAGAGAACCACAUUUUUGUAACAGAAAGCAAAAAAGUAGAAAUAGCCUUCUGUAUGAGCCGAUACUAGCCGCUUCCUUGCCUAUAUAAAAACCUACCUCCAAGGAACUACAGGAUUGUUUUAGCCCAACUUGUAUGGGGCUUCAAGCCAAGAAAAAUAAGCUAUGGGUCAGUAAGGAUCUGCACUGGCUCAGGCCUGCCUUUGAAAAUUGUAGCCAAUGAGAUUAUAUAGCACUUAAUCCCCGAAUCUCCCAAAAACUGUUGACAGGUGCUUCUUUCUGUCUUGCCUUAGGGUUACUCCUUCUCUCCUAUCUCUGGAAAGAACCGCCUUCUUGGUUUUGUAUGUAUCUUUAAUAAAGCCUCAAUCAUUUAUAGGUCAGUACUACAACUCGCAUAUUGGCGUUGCUGAAUUUGUUUAUAUAUGCUUGCUACACCGAAACAGUAUUAUUGGAAAAGCUUUGUAUUUGUUCAUUUGUUUACAUUAUAAGCGAAAAUGACAUAUCAGACAGAAAACUCUUUGAGAGAUAACUGUGCCAAAGAAAGCAUUUAAAAUAGUUGUUUUGUGUGUUUGAUUGGGGUUUUUUGUUUUGCAUUUUAUAUUAAUGAACUGUUUCUAGCAGAUGUUUCUUCUUUAAUAUAUUAAAGAUUUGCAACAUCCAAUAA
This is a messenger RNA of Anolis carolinensis (green anole), 7206 nucleotides long. RefSeq names its product adhesion G protein-coupled receptor A2 (gene adgra2). Gene Ontology annotation, cellular component: Wnt signalosome; plasma membrane. The transcript has 19 exons. Gene Ontology annotation, molecular function: G protein-coupled receptor activity; protein binding. NCBI's taxonomy places the organism in Eukaryota, Metazoa, Chordata, Lepidosauria, Squamata, Anolidae. Gene Ontology annotation, biological process: cell surface receptor signaling pathway; central nervous system development; sprouting angiogenesis. The record is from RefSeq and is a predicted model, not a curated record. Bases 75 to 3971 code for a protein of 1298 amino acids.